ACAGAUGAGAAAAACAAGAACAAAAUGCAGUUCAAAAUCUUCAUUUUCUUCUUCUGUUCUUGCAUUAGUUUCUCUUCUGCUGAUACUUUCAAUGACGAGAGAUCAGUUCUGCUGUCGAUAAAAGCCGGGUUUCAAGAUCCGUUGAAUAAGCUUCAAGAUUGGAGAUUUUCUAAUGGUUCUAGUCACUGUAACUGGACUGGAGUAUGGUGCAACUCUCAUGGAGCUGUAGAAGUUCUUGAUCUUUCUCAUAUGAAUCUGAGUGGCAUUUUAUCGGAUGAUAUUCAAAAGUUGCAGAGUCUUACUUCACUCAACUUGUGCUGUAAUGGAUUCGCUUCAUUGUUGCCGAAAUCUGUUUCGAAUCUUGCUUUAUUACAGAAGAUUGACGUGAGUCAGAAUUUCUUUGUUGGUGAGUUUCCGAUUGGUUUCGGAAGAGUUGCUGGUUUGACUUUGUUGAAUGCGUCCAGCAAUAAUUUCUCAGGAGAGAUUCCUGAGGAUAUCGGCGAUGCGGUUUCUCUUGAGAUUCUUGAUCUCAGAGGGAGUUUCUUUGAAGGGUUUAUUCCGAAAUCUUUCAGGAAAUUGGAUAAGUUGAAGUUUCUUGGUCUUUCUGGGAAUAAUCUCACUGGCGAAAUACCUGCGGGAUUAGGGGAGCUUUCUGCAUUGGAGAAGAUAAUUAUUGGAUACAAUGAGUUUCAAGGCGGGAUUCCGUCGGAAUUCGGAAAUCUAACCAAUCUGAAGUAUCUUGAUUUGGCAGUUGGAAAUCUUGGUGGUCAGAUUCCAGCUGAACUGGGGAAACUCAAGUUUCUUGAGACAGUUUUUCUUUAUCAGAAUAAUUUUGAAGGAAAAAUUCCUGCUGCAAUCGGCAACAUGACUUCAGUAAAGCUGCUGGAUUUAUCCGAUAACGCGUUAUCAGGAGAAAUUCCAGCUGAAAUUUCCGAGCUUAAGAACUUACAGCUCUUGAAUCUGAUGUGUAACCAUCUGUCAGGUUCAGUUCCUGCUGGACUCGGAAAGUUGACUCAACUACAGGUUCUUGAGCUAUGGAACAAUUCGCUUACGGGUCCUCUGCCUAGUAAUCUCGGUGUAAAUUCGUCACUGCAGUGGAUGGAUGUGUCGUCCAAUUCAUUCUCCGGCGAGAUUCCAGCAGGUUUAUGUAAUGGUGGAAAUCUCACUAAGCUCAUCCUCUUCAACAAUGGAUUCUCAGGUUCAAUUCCUGUAAGCUUAUCCUCGUGUCUGUCCCUAGUUCGCGUACGUAUGCAGAACAAUUUUCUGUCCGGAACAAUUCCUGUCGGUUUAGGUAAACUUCCAAAGCUUCAAAGGUUAGAGUUAGCUAAUAAUAAUCUUACAGGUCAAAUCCCAAAUGAUCUUGCUAGUUCUUCAUCACUUUCUUUCAUUGAUCUCUCUAGAAACCGGCUUAGAUCUUCACUUCCUUCAACAAUUCUUGCAAUUCCGAACCUACAAAACUUCAUGGUUUCGAGCAACAACAUAGAAGGAGAAAUCCCAGAUCAGUUUCAAGACUGUCCUUCACUUGCUGUGCUUGAUCUUUCUUUCAAUAAUUUAUCCGGUACUAUACCAGCUAGUAUUGCUUCAUGUGAGAAAUUGGUAAAUUUGAAUCUAAAUAACAACCAAUUAACCGGAGAAAUCCCGAAAUCAAUUGCUUUGAUGCCUACAUUAGCAAUUCUUGAUCUAUCCAGAAACUCUUUAACAGGUGAAAUACCCGAGAAUUUCGGAUCCUCACCUGCCUUAGAAGUGCUGAAUGUCUCCUUCAACAGGCUACAGGGUUCGGUUCCUGCAAAUGGUAUCUUAAAAGCGAUUAAUCCAGAUGAUCUAAUUGGAAAUGCAGGUCUCUGCGGUGGUGUACUGCCUCCCUGCAGCGGCGUUGCACAAUCUGCAUCGCAGCAGAAGGGUCUGCACAAAAAGCACAUAAUUGCAGAAUGGAUAAUUUCAGUUUCGUUAGUUGUAGCACUCGUGAUAGGACUUGUUGGUGUUCGAUCUCUGUAUAAAAGGCGGUAUUUGAGCGGAAAUUGCUUCGGAGAAAGUUUAGAAAUGAGUGGAGAGUGGCCUUGGAGACUGAUGGCAUUCCAGAGGCUUGGAUUCACCAGUACUGAGAUUCUAGCCUGUGUCAAGGAAUCCAAUGUGAUCGGUAUGGGAGCAACGGGCACUGUAUAUAAGGCGGAAAUGCCACGGUUAAACACAGUUGUGGCAGUUAAGAAGUUAUGGCGAUCGGGCAAGGACAUUGAAGUAGGAAGCAAUGACGAUUUUGUAGGAGAAGUAAAUCUUCUAGGAAAGCUAAGGCAUCGAAAUAUAGUCCGGUUAUUAGGGUUUCUUCACAAUGAUAGCGACAUGAUGAUUCUAUAUGAGUAUAUGCACAAUGGAAACCUCGGAGACGCCUUACACGGUAAUCAAACAGGAAGUUUGUUAGUAGACUGGGUUUCGCGGUAUAAUAUAGCAGUUGGAGUUGCACAAGGGCUUGCUUAUCUGCACCAUGAUUGUCAUCCGCCUGUAAUUCAUCGCGACAUCAAGUCAAAUAACAUCCUCCUUGAUGCGAAUCUCGAGGCAAGAAUUGCUGAUUUUGGAUUGGCAAGAAUGAUGAUCCGGAAGAACGAAACAGUUACCAUGGUGGCCGGAUCCUAUGGAUACAUUGCCCCAGAAUAUGGAUACACCUUGAAAGUAGAUGAAAAGAUCGAUACAUACAGCUAUGGAGUAGUUCUACUAGAACUUGUCACCGGAAAACGACCACUCGAUCCUGAAUUCGGAGAGUCGGUCGACAUAGUUGAAUGGAUUCGAAGAAAGAUUAGAGACAACAAACCUUUAGAAGAAGCACUAGACAAGAAUGUAGGAAAUUGCAAGCAUGUUCAAGAAGAGAUGUUAUUAGUUCUUAGGAUAGCGCUUCUGUGUACCGCGAAGCUUCCCAAGGACAGACCGUCCAUGAGAGAUGCGAUAACAAUGCUCGGAGAGGCAAAGCCGAGAAGAAAAAGUAGCAGCAACAGUAACAGAGAUAAGCCAGUGUUUAGCACAUCGCCUGUAAAUGGCCUCGUCGUAUAGCCAUAAUUUUCUUUUUCCUAAUCUUCUUUUGUACGUAGCAUUUGUUUAUGUUUGUAAUCAUUGAUUCAAAUUGUUGUCCAGAGAAUUAAAGGGUAUAUGAAAUUUAAUUUUCCCUUCUUUAA
Molecule: messenger RNA, 3161 nt
Organism: Mercurialis annua (annual mercury)
Lineage: Eukaryota; Viridiplantae; Streptophyta; Magnoliopsida; Malpighiales; Euphorbiaceae
Product: MDIS1-interacting receptor like kinase 1
Exons: 1
Biological process (GO): protein phosphorylation
Molecular function (GO): protein kinase activity; protein binding; ATP binding
Source: RefSeq, a predicted model, not a curated record